AUGCCCAGCCCACCCCCAAGCAGUGUUAUUUUUGCACCUUACGGCCCUGUCUGGAAGCAGCAGAGGAAAUUCUCUCUCUCAACACUGCGUCAUUUUGGAGUAGGAAGACACAGCUUAGAGCCUAAAAUCAUUGAGGAGCUGAAGUUUAUAAAGGAGGAAAUGCUGAAGCAUGGAAAGGAUUCAUUUAAUCCCUUUCCGAUCAUUCGCAAUGCAGUGUCCAAUGUUAUCUGUACUAUGGCCUUUGGCAGGCGUUUUAACUACGAAGAUGUUGAGUUCAAGACGAUGCUGAAGAAUAUGGCCCGCGCACUAGAGCUAAGCGUGAACAGCUAUAUGAUCCUGGUCAAUAUCUGCCCUUGGCUGUACUACCUUCCCUUCGGGCCUUUCCGGGAACUUAGGAAAACAGAAUUAGAUAUGACUGCUUUUCUAAAGAAAAUAAUUGCACAGCACAGGGAUACACUGGAUGCAGCAAAUCCCAGGGACUUCAUUGAUAUGUACUUAAUCCAUGCGGAAGAAGAAAAAAACAACAAGGAGAGCAGUUUUAAUGAAGACUACCUAUUUUUUAUCAUUGGUGACCUCUUCAUCGCAGGCACAGACACUACUUCCAACACAUUACUGUGGUGCCUGCUCUACAUGUCUCUCUACCCAGAAGUACAAGAGAAGGUUCAUGCAGAAAUUGAAGCAGUUCUAGGACGUGACAGAGUUCCCUCUCUUACCCACAAGGCUCAAAUGCCCUUCACAGAGGCAACCAUUAUGGAAGUGCAGAGAAUGACUGCGGUUGUUCCCCUUUCUAUUCCUCGAAUGGCCUCAGAAACUGCUGUGCUGCAGGGAUAUACUAUUCCGAAGGGCAGUGUGAUCGUGCCCAACUUGUGGUCAGUACACAGAGAUCCUGAUGUUUGGGAGAAACCAGAUGAAUUUCAACCAUCAAGAUUUCUGGACGAAAAUGGCCAGCUCAUUAAGAAAGAGGCAUUCAUUCCUUUUGGAAUGGGUAAACGUGUGUGCAUGGGAGAGCAGUUGGCAAAAAUGGAGCUGUUCUUAAUUUUUGCAAGUCUAAUGCAAAGUUUUACCUUUUUGUAUCCUGAAAAUGCUGCAAAACCAUCUAUGGAGGGAAGGUUUGGUCUAACUUUAGCUCCAUGUCCAUUCAAUAUAAUAGCUUUGAAGAAAUGAUAUAACAUCAAAAAAGAUUAAACAAAGAAAUACUGCACUUUUAAAAUCCAGCUUUAUUUUGUUUCCAGCUUAUUUUGUUACUUUCUUUCCAGAAAAACACCAACUGCAUAGGCUUUCAUAUUCAGUGAGAAUGAUCCGUUUACACUUCUGGAAGGAGAAGAUUUUUUUGUCAGCUGUUGCAUUCCACAAAUGAACUGACAGCAUAGUUUGCAAUGUGAUAUUACAACUUGCUGGGCUUAACCCCUCUGUCUAUAAGCUAUUACUGUCAGUUUGUCAAUUAUUAAUUAUGGGAGAAUGGUCCAAAACAUCCAUUAGUGCUUUAGCAAAUAGUAAUUGUUAUUUUGGUAAAAGCAGUACGUAAACAUUUAAUUUACCAAAUGAGUGGAGGACAUCAUCUAAAACGAAAAGGAUUAAUGAACGAGAGGGUGUUAGCAUUUUCUGUGUAAAGAGACAUUAUAACUGAGCUUAGAUAAUGACAAAUACUUUUUGGAAAUGACUAAAUGACACUUCUUUUAACCUUGGAGGAUUCUUUCUUGCAAGUAACUCAUAGAUGUAGAUUGGAUCGAAUUGGUCUGGAUUCCUGGAUCCAAACAUUCUUGACUGUCAGGGCUCACCAUAAACAAGUAGGUACCAACUCUGAAAACCCAGGCUUGGAGGCCAAAUGAAUCCUUGAAUAUACCAUGUUCUUAACAUGAAAGGAGUGUGCAGCGUCUGGAUGCAGAUGUUUUAUCUCAGAAUAUAAAUGAGAGCAGACUUCUCUAACAAGAAACAGAAGUCUGUUCUCUCUGGUGCCAAGCAGAUAUUCAAGACAUCUGUGCUGCCACUUCACAUUUGCUGUUUUCCCCACGUCAGCAGUGGCUGCAGCCUGGACAAGACCAACAGCCCGCUCAUCGGGGAGAACUCUACGUGCAUGAUCCUGAAGUUGGUGCUUGCACUCAGGUUUUUCAUUUAACAGGCAGCAUUGACAGUACUGCCACAACCUGUUUGGCUUUGGGAACUGGAGUCUUACUUCAAAUAUGGCAUCAAUACGGCACUACAG
Messenger RNA from Pygoscelis adeliae (Adelie penguin), 2203 nucleotides. Its product is annotated as cytochrome P450 2U1. Lineage: Eukaryota; Metazoa; Chordata; Aves; Sphenisciformes; Spheniscidae. Gene Ontology annotation, biological process: xenobiotic metabolic process. Gene Ontology annotation, molecular function: iron ion binding; heme binding; oxidoreductase activity, acting on paired donors, with incorporation or reduction of molecular oxygen, reduced flavin or flavoprotein as one donor, and incorporation of one atom of oxygen. The transcript has 5 exons. Gene Ontology annotation, cellular component: cytoplasm; intracellular membrane-bounded organelle. The record is from RefSeq and is a predicted model, not a curated record. Bases 1 to 1164 code for a protein of 387 amino acids.